This is a messenger RNA of Pelobates fuscus (common spadefoot toad), 1363 nucleotides long. It is a transcript of the gene NUDCD3, whose product is annotated as NudC domain containing 3. Gene Ontology annotation, biological process: protein folding. NCBI's taxonomy places the organism in Eukaryota, Metazoa, Chordata, Amphibia, Anura, Pelobatidae. The transcript has 7 exons. The record is from RefSeq and is a predicted model, not a curated record. Bases 95 to 1135 code for a protein of 346 amino acids. Gene Ontology annotation, cellular component: cytoplasm.
GCGGAUACGAACAAUCAAACUUUAAUCCAGGAAGUGUAUUUUUUUUUUCGUAAGCGACAGCGGAGUGAAAACAGUGAGUGAUACAAGCAUUGUGAUGGAACCAGAGCUAUCAGACCGUUAUGACCAUGCUCUCUUAGGAAUACUUCAACACGUGGGAAACAUCCAAGACUUUCUAAAUGUUUAUUUUGGCUUCUUGUACCGUAAGACAGACUUUUACCGGUUGCUUUUGAGUCCACAAGAACGCUUGGGGUUCCCUCCAGGUGUUGCUCAGAAUAUGAUACUGCAGACCUUCAAAACCUAUGAGCGGAUGGCACUACAGGAUCAUGAGCAGAGAAUGCAAAAGUUGCAGGCUAAACUGGAAAUGAAAGACCCGGAAGAAAAAAGAGCAGAGACAGAGCAGGAACUAGUUCAAGGAGAAGAAUUGGUCGUUGAGACACCUGAAGAAGAGGGUCAUGUGGCGCAGGAGAAGGCAGAAAGGGAAGCAACUGAUGUUGAAAAGAAAGAAGAUAGAGCAGAAGUUGAUGGAAAAAGCCCUGGAGCAGCAGCAUCAAUGGAAAUGGUCCAAGAGGAUUUCCAGAAGGACCCAGACAGUUACAAUGGUGCUGUGCGAAAAAACUAUAUGUGGUCUCAGGAUUACACAGACGUGGAAAUUAAAAUCCCAGUGAAUAAAGAUGUCAUUAAAGGAAGACAGGUAACUGUGGAUCUGCAAAGCACAUCGAUCCGUGUGGUCGUGAGAGAUGGAGAAGGGGAACGUGUUGUAAUGAAUGGAAAUUUCACUCACAAAAUAAACGCAGAAACCUCAUUUUGGAGCCUGGAACCUGGAAAGUGCAUUGUGAUCAGUCUGAGUAAAAUUGGGGAAUACUGGUGGAAUGCAAUCUUGGAAGGAGAGGAAACAAUUGACAUUGACAAGAUCAACAAGGAACGCAGCAUGGCAUGUGUUGAUGACGACGAGCAUGCUGUGUUGGACAGACUUACUUUCGAUUACCACCAGAAACUGCAAGGGAAACCUCAGAGUCAUGAAAUGAAAGUGCAUGAAAUGCUGAAGAAGGGUUGGGAAGCUGAUGGCUCGCCAUUCAAAGGCCAGGCGUUUGACCCCGGCAUGUUCAAUAUCUCUCCUGGAGCUGUGCAGUUCUAAAUUCCACCUGGGACAUCCACUGGAUCUUAUCAUUCGCCCUUGGGGGCCAAAGUUUACAGGGGAUAUAUUUAAGUGGCUAAUAAAAUGUUUUGUUACCACAACCAUACAUGCCUAUUUAAAAUCCAUUUACAGACACGUUGAUCUGUAAUUUGGUGUGGAUUGGAGCUUCCCUGAUGUCUCAUUAUUGACAAAUACCACUAUAUGUUUAACAGGAAAAUUUUACCAGAA